This is a messenger RNA of Laccaria bicolor S238N-H82, 354 nucleotides long. RefSeq lists its product as uncharacterized. The transcript has 3 exons. The record is from RefSeq and is a predicted model, not a curated record. Bases 1 to 354 code for a protein of 117 amino acids. NCBI's taxonomy places the organism in Eukaryota, Fungi, Basidiomycota, Agaricomycetes, Agaricales, Hydnangiaceae.
AUGUCUGGCAUGGCGUGGUUCGUUCCGCUUUCCGACUCCAUUUGGGUUGCGAUGACCACUUUAAUGGCUGCAGCGUGUUUGUACAGAGCUUCUCCAGUCUUUGCUGUUGUCGAAUUGUCCCUCGACUCAAACAUGACAACACACGUGUGGCUUCAGGAUACAGUCUUCUGCUGCCCAAACCGUCUUCUCUUCUAUGCCAAAUUUGAGUUUGCGGUGGUGCCUUCUGGCUUUCUCAUGACAAUGGACUUUGGCCUUGGCAAACUUGCCGACCAGCAAGGUGCUUUGUCUCAGCCUGUCGAAGUCUGGGGCACUGCACUUCAGUCACCCACCUUGAACAAGCUAUUAGCCUUGUAA